This is a messenger RNA of Epinephelus fuscoguttatus (brown-marbled grouper), 5950 nucleotides long. It is a transcript of the gene ngfra, whose product is annotated as nerve growth factor receptor a (TNFR superfamily, member 16). Lineage: Eukaryota; Metazoa; Chordata; Actinopteri; Perciformes; Serranidae. The record is from RefSeq and is a predicted model, not a curated record. The transcript is spliced from 6 exons. Gene Ontology annotation, cellular component: cell surface; plasma membrane. Gene Ontology annotation, biological process: Rho protein signal transduction. Bases 350 to 1426 code for a protein of 358 amino acids. Gene Ontology annotation, molecular function: death receptor activity; nerve growth factor binding; coreceptor activity.
GGUGGACGUGCCCCCUCUCUUCUCUCCUCUCGCCUCCUCCGCAGUGCACUUGCAGCUGAGCAGCACUCCGGACAGGACGGUCUCCUCCUCCUCCUCCUCUUCUUCUUCUUCUUCUUCUCUUCCUUCUCCUGUGUGUGGUGGUGGUGGUGCUGAGGGGUGCACCAGAGUCGCAUCUGACUCCAGUCCAGAGGUCCCGGGCAGACGCGUGAUGGUGCGGACUCAUUGAUAAAAGCCGCCGCCGCUGGAAUUAAAAUGAGCACUCCCGCUGAGCGGCUCUCCUCCUCCUCCACAUAGCGCUGCCUCCUCUGCACAAGAUCUGUUGUUGUGUGACUCCAGCAGGCGACGCAGGAUGACUACUACCUUAUCGCUGGUGAUUUUGUGCGCUUUGGUGGCGUUAGCGUUGGCGUCGAAAACAGAGCGGGCAGUGCAGCUCCCCUGUGAAUCCGGCCAGUACACUACCAGUGGAGAAUGCUGCCUGGUGUGUCCACCUGGAGAGGGAGUGGUGAAGAAAUGUGGCGCCACGCAGACUGUCUGCGCACAGUGUUUGGACAGUGAGACCUUCUCAGAGAACUACAGUCUCACGGAGCAGUGCAAGCCCUGCACUGAGUGUAUCGGCCUGAUGCGGAUGGAGACGCCCUGCACUGACUCCAACGACGCCAUCUGCGUCUGCAACUACAACUUCUUCUUCGACACGAUAUCCGGCCAGUGCGAGCCGUGUACGGUGUGCCCGGUGGGUCAAGGCGUGUUUGCACACUGUGAACACAGUCACGACACGGUGUGUGAGGAGUGCGUGGACGAUACUUUCUCUGACCGGGAAAGCUCCCUCGACCCCUGCCUGCCCUGCACCAUCUGUGAUGAGGAGAGUGAGAUACAGCUGGCUAUGUGCACACCGAACAGAGACUCUGUCUGUCAUAAUCCUCUCCUCCCAACGUAUUACUCGCCCACCUCUGAUCCGUCUCCACCCACCUUCACCAAUGACUUCCUCCCUGAUGGCUCCGUCAGCCCAAUGCCAGGAGAGACGACCACAUCCAGCGCCGGCUCCCCUCGCUUUCUCGGCCACGGCUUCAACGAAAACCUCAUACCCAUCUACUGCUCCAUCCUGGCUGCCGUGGUGGUGGGCCUCGUGGCCUACAUCGUUUUUAAGAGGUGGAAUAGCUGCAAGCAGAACAAGCAGGCAGCUAAUAACCGCGCGGCUACGAACAACCAGAUGGUGACGCCGGAAGGAGAGAAGCUGCACAGCGACAGCGGCAUCUCGGUGGACAGUCAGAGUCUGCAGGAGCAGCAGCAGCAGCAGCAGCAGCAGCAGCAGCAGCAACAGGCCCAGGCUGAAGUCCAGGCUCAGCCCUCACACUCACGCACACAGGAACAGAUAGUGGUGAGGGUGGAUGGCGGCCCCCAGCCUGACACGCCUCCCCCUAAAGUUUGAGGAAGAGGCAGAGGAAGAAGAGGAGGCGUCAAAGCUGAAGACAGGGAAAAGAGAGUGGGGACUUGAACCGUGGACCAAAUAGAAAGCAGGGGGGAAGGGGGGGGCCACAUGGGAAUGUAAAAUUGACUCUGAUUCAUAUCUGAAGUGGCCACAGAGCAAAGACUUGACUUGUAUGGACCUCCCAGCACCUUUGGGCCACAGUCUGACUCUUCAUCCCUGCAUAUAGAGUCCAACUCUAUCAAUCAGUGUGCCUGGACCUCUACGGCAAUAUCAACUACUAUGUGUACUAAUGCCACUGCAGAUACAUAAUCAUUGUAUAUGCCGGUGCAUUUCGUAUUAACUGACUAUUCCAGUAUCUAAUAUUGACAUAAUUCUCACUAACUGCCAACUUAGUUUCCUCAGCCCCUUGUUAAGCUUUAGAUUUCCUCUAAUUCCACAAUCACUCGCCAUGAAACAUAUGUGCCUGAAAGGUAAAUAGGCAGAAAGGUUUUCCAUUAUCUCCUCUUACUCUUGCGUUUGCAUCAAAGAGACCUUUUUCCUCAGAGACCGGCCUUUUUUUUUCCCCCUCUCACAUCUUUCUCUGUGGCGUCCCACUCUCAGAUAAUCCUCUGUCUCUCUCCAUAGGAUUCACUCUAUUAGACCCCCGUCGUCAUCUGCGAUACAAAAAACAGCGGGGGAGCCGUGAGUCACUCCCGAACUUCUUCUGAAGUUCCUUGUUCUUUUAUCAUUUAACCACAGACACGUUUCAUGGCAUGUUGUCUUGUAAAAUGUUUGCGUCAUUGUUUGAGAUUGGCUGAACCGACUGAUGCAAGUGACUCAUAUUUAGGGAAGAAAGGUCGAUUGCUGCACAGCCUGCUCGGUAAUCAACUAUUUUUUCCUCGGUGACAUGCUUCUUCCUACUCUCCACAUACACAGACUCCCUCACAGCACCUCCAGAGAUUGUGUUUCAGUAAUUUCAUGCUCAUAAUGUAACACACCCCAAUGUUUGUCUCCUGUUUGUGGUGCAUUACUUUCAUUUUGUGGCUCCAGUUACAUGGUGAUUCAGCAGGGUACCCUCACGUCUUCUAUGGAGCCAGCAUGAGAGAAACAUCUCUGGACUGUGGAGCUUUGCUGACUCACUGCGAUGAUGUCUGAGGGGAAGCGAAGCCCUCGAAUGACAUCAUCACUUAGUGACCCAGUAUGCAGAGCUGCUCGUUAAAAAGAUGCUUAAAUGAAUUUGUUACUGAAAAAAUGUGCAGAAAGGAAUCCCAUCUGUCAUUCUUUACGCCUACUGAGUGGAAAAUUGGGACACCCCUCAGAGGCUUUCACCAUCCUCAGCUUGCUGACACCACCACCCUCCACAAACUCACUCUUACAGUCUUGCGUACAGCUCUGUCUGCGUGAUAGAGUCUGAUAAACAGUGCCGAGGCGCUAAUGCAUCGGCAGCGGCGCUCACGUCAACACAGGGCCCAUUAGAGAGACGUCCUGACAGGCAGGUAGUAAUUACCUCAGGGUUUCAGCUUCAUUUACCCUCGGCUCGCCUCGGCUCAGUCACUUCUCAUUGGGAUUAACGCUGCGGACAACAGAGGGGCGACACUCUUUGAAGCCUCAGCAUGACAUUACAGAUCCCUUAUCUAAGUCCGAGGCCACUGACAUUUACUAUAUCACCAUGGUGAUAUAAAAGCACUUAGCUGCAAGGCAGGGUGGCACCUUUUAUCACACAGGACCACUUUUAUGCUGCCUCCCUCCUGCCGCUCGCAGUAACUGUAAAAGCAGUCGACACAGAUAUCUUGUAAAAGAAGUAUACUGUAGCGGAGUUUGACUGCACUGCUUUAGCGUUCAUUCCUACAGGGGCACGUACUUUCUCAGGGUCCCUUUUGCUGUGAUGUGACUAAAGAUUAUCAAGAGAUUCAUAGAGGAUUUCUGUUAACCACCUAUAGAUGUAUGAUAGAGUAGGUAGGCAGGCAGGUAUAGAUUAUAAGCAGCUGUUUUAUUGAGAAAAAGAAAAUGUAGACUGAUAUGUGUUAGCUGGAUCCAACGUGACUAAGACUCUGAUGAAUUUAAAGAAACAGUUCGCCAUUUUGGAAAAUAUGCUCAGUCACAUUCUUGCUAAGACGUAGAUGAGAAGAUUGAUACCACUCUCAAGCCUGUACAGUAAAUAUAUAGCUCCUGCCAGAUGCUGGUUAGCUUAGCUUAGCAUAAAGACUGGAAACAAGGGGGAAAGCUAGCCUGGUUACAACUCAUUUAUUUAAUACAAAAACCACUGAGUUAUAUACUGCAUAGGGAUGUCGGUUUUAGUUAAUUUUGCUUUCGAUAGCCCAACAUCCAUCAACCAGGGACCAAGGAGUUUUUUCAUGGAAAAAGCGCAGAAUUACAUGAAAUACAAGGGACCUUUCCUUUUAGUCCGGCGCUGCAUUAACUCAGUUAACUUUAGCUCUGCAUUUCAAAGUGCUAUCCAUUUAGAGGUGGUGAAAUUUUAAUGUUUUGUGAUGUAAAUAUCUUGCUUUUUAUUUUGAUUUGCUGUCAGACAGCAAGCUAGCUGCAUUAGCAUGCUUUAAUAUAGUGCCAGCUUGCCCCUGCGCUCAAAUUGUUAGCUAAGGUUAGCCUUGUCUGCUCUGCACGGUCCACUGACUAGGCUGGGUGGGAGCUAGCUAGUGGCGCUGCUCAUUUGGCAAUUGCCACUAGUUACGCCAUCCUAGUGAUAGGAUGUUGCUGCGGAAACAUGGUCACCACACAGAAGGAUGGCUACUGUAUUUCCAAAGGGUUGGGAUGGUGUUAGAAGUGGCAAUCGCCAAAGGAGUGGUGUCACUAGCUAGUUAGCGCCCAUCAGACCCCUUUGGUGUGCAGUGCAGUAAACUAAAGAGUAGUAAAAUUAACCUAUAGACCGACAGGCAAAACUGGUCAAAAACAUUCUUGGCAGUUAACGGAUUCAGAGUUAACUGUUGACAUCCCUAAUGCCGACUACAACCCCUGGAUGAAUGGUAUCAAUCUUCUCAUGCAACUCUUGAAAACACACAAAGACAGGAAGUAAGUCUACAAAAUAUUAUUUCAAAGGAGAAAUAAGAUGUGUUAGCUUUUCAGCAGAGCUUGUAGAAUCUAGUGAGCAACAGAUGGAUAAAAAAAUGUCAGGCAGACAGGAAAAGUGAGUUAUUACAUCCGAUGUGAUGCUGCGGGGAUCGGUCACACGGUCACCAACAUCUCAAGACAAUUAAACUUUGUGGUCUCUUCACUUGUGAUUCAUCUUGUAUCACUGCAGCGUUAUGAAUGGAAAAACAUAUAACACUGCUGUUCUCUGCUCACAGCCCCUCAGUCGAUGUGUGCAUGCAUGGUAGACAUGUGACCACUCACACACACACACACACACACACACACACACACACACACACACACACACACAGAGCGACAGUGUAUGAUUCACUCCUCCACCAAGAGAGCUGGUGUGAUUCAUCCUGAUCCUUGCUGUGGCAUUGACAUUAAAGCGGACGCUGCUACAGUAUGAGUGACCGGAGUGUUGAUUUAAAGAAAAGAAACUCCUCGACUCUGUCUCCCCCUGAGGCCCAAUCGACCCUCAAACAGCGCACUCAUCUACCCUGAAGCGACUCAUUCUCCUUCUCCUGCAGCUUGUGAAGUAGUCAGACACACAGUGUAAGAAUGUACAUCCCUGUUAAAAACGGAAAAAUAUGCAAGACACAUUCAAGAAUAAGGUUUCAGUUUGCCCUCAUUCUGUUGUUGUGAAACUGUCUUUAUGUUUUCCUGUUGGUUUAUAUUAUGAAUAGUAUUACAACCUUUGGAGUCAGUAUUUUUUCUAACGGAUAUGUUAUUUUGUAGCACUUAUUAGAUGUAAAAUGAAUGCACUCAAAGAGUGUACCACAGUUCAAGUGCCUGUGUACAGUGUCAGGUGUCUUUCAGUUCAGAAGUUUGACGAUAUAUUUUUCUUUUGCAGUUUUUCCUCUUAUUUUAUGGUUUUAUGUGAAUUUCUUUGAUAUUUUGAGAGCUAAUGAAGGUUUUUAGAAAACAAAAGUCAGAUGAACUUUGGAGACUCAAGCAAACUGUAUAAACCUGGCACUUAUAUAGAGAGACAAAUAGGUUGCCAAUGAAGACAUACUGUAUGUAAACAAGCUAUAAAUACUGGCGACUAAUAGGGUCAUGUAGCAUUACCAAACAUAUACAUGCCACCUGAGACUUCUAAUCUAAAACUCACAUAUGCUAUUAGUCAAUAGGAAUCAGCUCUACUGUGCAGAGGUUUUUGCAUGUACAGCAAGUUUCAUUAUGUACCUCCAUUUCAGAGGCGACAAGACAUGUAAUCUGCCGUAACAUGAAAUCAAUGGGGAGGUUCACUGUGAUUCUCUGUGAUAUUGCUACAAACUUGAUUUAGACAGAUCAGGACCUGCUCCCAAACAAGCGGAAUGUCACCUGUACUUACCUACUAAUGUAAAAUGCAUUGUGUAAAUGUGAAUUUCUUAGAGUUGAUACAAGAUACAAAAAUACACUAUAAAAUGUAAAAAAAACCAAAAGUGUGCAAAUGAAAUGAGCAUCUAUAAUACA